AUGUCCAGUAAGUCAAUCCCAGCAAAAACGGGCAAGAAAAAGGAUGUGGACAAAAAACAAGAAAGCUUAAUUCAACCUGUGUUGGACCCCACCAUUCCAUUAUUCCAACUCUUUCGUCCUCUGUUAGGAUCAAGAAGCUCAACCAACAAAAGCAAACUUUUCCUACCUUCGUUCAGUCUCUGCCUCUCUGCCUCACAUCUAUAUCAUAUUCCUAUGGAAGAUUACAACAGAUCAAGAUCAUAUUCUUACUCUCAUGGGAAUGAUAUGAUGCAGAUGGAGAGUUAUCAUGGUCCACAAAGGCCACCAACUUCCUCUUAUGAGCUCAGGUCCUAUAGUACUUCCUAUGCACAGACUCAGAUGGCUAACAGCAACUAUAACACCAACAAUUUCGGCAACCACAGGGACUUUAAGCUUAAGAAAGGAAAGGGCAAUUCUGGGUCAUCUUCUUCAAAGUCUUGGAGUUUUGAUGACCCUGAGUUUCAAAGGAAGAAGAGGGUUGCUAGCUAUAAAAUGUAUAGUGUUGAAGGCAAAGUGAAAGGGACUUUCAGGAAGAGCUUCAGGUGGCUUAAAGAUAGGUACACACAAGUGAUGUAUGGAUGGUGGUGA
Molecule: messenger RNA, 606 nt
Organism: Dovyalis caffra
Lineage: Eukaryota; Viridiplantae; Streptophyta; Magnoliopsida; Malpighiales; Salicaceae
Source: the annotation of a GenBank genome assembly